Messenger RNA from Podarcis muralis (Common wall lizard), 3438 nucleotides. The record is from RefSeq and is a predicted model, not a curated record. NCBI's taxonomy places the organism in Eukaryota, Metazoa, Chordata, Lepidosauria, Squamata, Lacertidae.
ACCAAAGCAAUUACUUAAAAAAUAAAUAAAUCUCCUAGCCAGCGAACCCUGCGCUUUUGGGUCCAAGGGCACCCAAACUGCUGGGGAGAACAGAGCCAGCUUCCAGCUUGUCCUGGGCCGUUCUUGGUUUUCAGAACAACAGAGAAUCUGGGAUGGCCUUCAACUGGGUGGCUGGAUUACAGCAGCCGUGUGCCCAGAUCUGUGCAGUGCCGUGCAAUGACAGGGAGGGAACUAGAGUCAAGGCUGCUCUUGAAAGUGAAACUAGAAAGCAUUUAUCUCCGCAGAGUUCACAGCACAGAGAGACACCGGAGAAAGAGAAAAGCCAGCUGGAUUCCCUUAGCAGAGAUGGCCAAAUGGGUUACACGAUUCUUCCCUUCCAUUGGGAGCUGGUUUAGUACUGCACCAAAUCCUGAGAACCAGAUUCCGACAGAGAGCAAUGAAGUGCGGAUUGUCCUCGUGGGGAAACCAGGAGCAGGAAAAAGUGCCACAGGAAACACCAUUCUCGGGCAGGAGGCAUUUGAGGUUGGCACCGUGACAAGAUCCUGCCAGUUAGGAAUCAGGGAAUGGGAGGAAAAGCGGCUAGUCCUCAUUGACACGCCUGCUGAUUUUGACCUGGGGAAUGGCACAGCCAAGGAUUCCCCUGACUCCCAGCACUGCCUCCGUCUAUCCAGACCGGGACCGCACGCUUUGUUGCUGGUCACCCACCACUGUGGCGAUGCAGACUAUAAGGCAGUAGAAUGGGUUCAGGAGAUAUUUGGCUGUGAAGCCAUGAAGUACACGAUUGUUGUACUCACUGGGGAAAAACUGGACAGCGCAGCUUUGGAGGAACAUCUCUCCAGCCCAGAAUACCAACGCCUUCAGAACAUGAUUGGUCACUGCAAUUUCCAGUGGUUCUCAGUCGACAACCGCAACCAAAACGAGAGGGAGACGCAGGCUGAGAAACUGCUCUCCAUGGUGAAGGCCAUGGUGAAGAAGAACAAGGAGAAGCCGUUCUGCAGGCCUGAAAGGGUUGGGAGUCCUACCUUGAUCCCAAACGAAAAGGACCUUUCUGGGCACCCACCAGAGGAAGAGAAGCCGCAGGAGGCCGUGGAGAUUCCAGGAACUGAGGGGUCCAGAGUGGGAGGAGGAGAGAGCCCCCCUGUUCAAACAACAUUAACAGAUGCAGCUGAUCCCGUUUCAGCAGAGCAAAAGGAGCUUUGCAUCGUCAUUGUCGGAAAGUCCGGGGUUGGCAAAAGUGCGACUGGAAACACCAUCCUUGGGAAAAAGAGGUUUGACUCCAGACUUGAAAUGACCCCAGUUACAAAGUCUUGCUGGUUAGGAAUAAGAGAGUGGAAGGGGAAGCAGGUAGUUGUCAUUGACACGCCUGCAAUUUUUGACUCUGAUGGAGCCCGAAAUUCUACUGAGAUUGAGCACUGCCGACGUCUCUCCCAGCCCCACCGGCAUGCUCUGGUUCUGGUUGUCCCAGUGGGCCGAUUCACAGAGGAAGACCACCAAGUGGUACAGCGGGUGAGGGAGACAUUCAACAGUAGCGACGACCAGGAGCGCAUGGUGGUUGUCUUCAGCCACAAAGAAAGGUUGCAGAAUGAAAGAUUGGAAGAUUACAUAUCUUCCAGUGACAACAAAAACUUUCAGGAACUGAGGGAUCAGUGUGAUGGACGGUUUUGCAGUUUCAACAACAAUGAAACAGGAGACCAGCUUGCAGCCCAAGCUGAGGAAUUGCUCUCCAUGAUUGAAAUGGCAGAGAAGAAGCAACACAGGACUUCUGGUUGGCUCGCCCCAUUAUGGCGGAAAGUUCCUUCGUGGAAAGGGCACUGGCCUUUUGAAGACAGGGGAGAGCCGCUAGAGCGCAGCGGCACCCCGAAAAACCCUCAGAUUGAGCGUUCUGAGGACCUGGAGUUCCUGCGGGUGCCGGGAACGACUCCCCGGUAAGCUCUAAAAAGAGCGCCGAGUGUGAGCGGGCUUGGAGAUGGUGGCACUGGGGAAUCAAUUUGCUUCCUUCAAAGCGUGAAGCUCUGAGUCCAGCGAUCGUGAGUGGCCAAUUCCUCGAAAGAAAAAUUGGACUUAAUUCUUCUGAAAUUCGUGAGUAAAGUGACUUACCGGUAAAUUGGAACUAUAAAUUGGGAAGGAAAGGGAUUUGGUUCUAACUUUACAGGAUCCAGAGACCAGUGCAGUGAAAGCACUGGAGAUGAUUCAGGAGUACGGGCAGCUGGCUGGUUUUAAAUUAAAUAAGAGCAAAACCAAAGUAUUGGAUAAAAAAUUAGAUAAAGAUGAAAGAAAAACCCUUAUAGAAAAAACAGGCCUAACAUUUACGAAGAAGGUUAAAUAUUUGGGUAUGAACUUAACAGCGAGGAAUUUGAAUUUGUAUAAAGAUAAUUAUGAGAAAGUAUGGAAUGAAAUAAAAAGAGAUUUAGAGAUUUGGACAAAUUUAAAAUUUUCACUCAUGGGUCAAAUAUCGGUGGCUAAGAUGAAUGUAUUGCCGAAAAUGUUGUUUUUGUUUCAAACUCUACCUAUUAUUGAUAAUGUUAAAUGCUUCAAAGACUGGCAGAAGGCCCUGUCCAAAUUUAUCUGGCAGGGGGGGGGGAAGCGAGAAUCAAGUAUAAAUUACUUACGGAUAUAAAAGAAAGAGGGGUUUUUUCCCUGCCUGAUCUAAAGAUAUAUUUUGAGGCUGCGGCCUUCUGCUGGAUUAAAGACUGGAUUAAUUUAGAAAAUGAAGAUAUUCUGGAUCUAGAAGGAUUGAACAAUAGUUGGCAUGCAUAUCUUUGGUAUGAUAAAAUAAAGGCCCAUAGUGGCUUUAAGAAUCAUAUAAUUAGGAAGGCACUUAACAAUGUCUGGAUUAGAUAUCAGGAUCUUUUGGUAAGAAAAACACCCAAAUGGAUCUCACCAAUGGAAGCGCAGGCACAAAAAAAGCUAAACAUGGAAAAUAAGUGGUUGAGAUAUUCAGAUUUACUGGUAGAAGCUGACGAGGGAUUUAAGUUAAAAUCAUUCAAACAAAUUAAAUAUAAAGUAAAUUGGCUUUAAUAUUAUCAAAUUAAUGAACUAUUUAAGAUUGACAAGAAAAAAGGUUUUGCAACUGAAAAAACCAAAUUGGAAACGGAGUUGUUAGACACCAAUGUUAAGAACAUGUCUAAGAUGUAUAGUUUGUUAUUGGAGUGGCAUACAAAAGAUGAGCAAGUAAAAUCUUUUAUGAUUGAUUGGGCACAAGAUGUGGGACAUAAUAUAAUGAUGGAGGACUGGUAGAGGCUUUGGAAGAAAGGGGUUAAGUUUACUGCUUGUACAAUGUUAAAGGAGAAUGCUAUGAAAAAUGAUGUAUAGAUGGUACUUAACCCCUGUUAAAUUGGCGAAGAUCUACCACGAUUGUGAUAAUUUAUGUUGGAAAUGUAAAGAAAAGGAAGGUACUUUCUAUCAUAUGUGGUGGACUUGUUCCAAGGUAAAAGACUU